Molecule: messenger RNA, 2375 nt
Organism: Trifolium pratense (red clover)
Lineage: Eukaryota; Viridiplantae; Streptophyta; Magnoliopsida; Fabales; Fabaceae
Product: beta-amyrin 28-monooxygenase-like
Exons: 4
Coding region: 478-1920 (480 amino acids)
Biological process (GO): sterol metabolic process
Molecular function (GO): iron ion binding; monooxygenase activity; heme binding
Source: RefSeq, a predicted model, not a curated record
AGCUUCAUUAACCAUCUACUUAUAAUUUGGUCAUAAGACUAUUUUUUUAACAAUGUACAAAAUCAUGAAUAAUGAUACUUAGUAGAUUAAUUAAUCAUUCAAUAUUUAUAUACCCAAUUAAAUAGCCAAAUUCAAUAAGCCAUCAACAACCACUUUGAACUAGGUGUGUCACAAAUGUCAAAUUUGUAAGCAUACAAAUAUCAAUUAUGUACUAAAAAUUGUGUUUGAAUAUCUUUGUUUCAUUUUUACUUUUUAUGAAGCAUAGUUUGAAUAUGAUACUCACAUAUUUGUAUCUAACCCACAUGCAAAGAACUAAAAGAAUAUGUGGUUGUAGUUGAAAGUUCAAGGCCUAUAAUAAAUCUUCCUUGCAAUAUAUAUUCAAUUUCAAUCCAAUUCCAAAAACCAACCUAUAAUAAUUAUAUCUUUCAUUCAUCUUCCACCAUUAUUUCUUCCCUCUAUCAUCAAUCAUCAUUGUUUAUGGAGGUCAUCAAUCUCAUAGUUUUACCAACAAUUUUAGCACUCUUUGUCCUCUUUUUACAUUUCAUCACAAGAAUUAUCAAACUUAGAAAUCUUCACCUUCCUAAGGGAACAUUAGGAUGGCCAAUUAUUGGAGAAACAUAUCAAUUUUUCAAAGCAAAUAUUGAGGGAAAGCAAAUAAGGUUCAUACAAGAAAGAAUGAAGAAAUAUGACACAAAGGUGUUCAAGACAUCAAUGUUUGGAGAAAAUAUUGUUGUGUUUUGUGGACCAAUAGGGAACAAGUUCUUGUUUAGUAAUGAGAACAAGAAUGUUCAAGUAUGGUGGCCUAGCUCAGUGACAAAUCUUUUAAGGUUUUCUAUUCUUAAUAAGGUUGGUGAUGAAGCAAAGAUAACUAGAAAGUUGCUUAUGAGCUUUCUUAAUCCAGAAACACUCAGAAAUUAUUUGCCAAAAAUGGAUAGGAUUGCUCAACAUCAUAUAAACACACAUUGGAAAGGAAAGGAUCAAGUUGUUGUCUAUCCCACAAUACAGCUAUACACAUUUGAAUUGGCUUGUUGCUUAUUUUUAAGCAUAGAAGAUCCUAUCCAUGUAACCAAAUUUUCAUCACAUUUUGAAGAAUUUAUAAAAGGAAUCAUUGGCUUCUCCAUUAACAUUCCUGGAACAAGGUUUCAUAAGGCAAUGAAAGCUGCAAAUGAAAUAAGAAAAGAAAUUAAAAUAAUUAUGAAGAAAAGGAAAGUGGAUUUGGAAGACAAAAAGACAUCACCCACACAAGACCUUUUAUCACAUUUACUUGUUACAUCUGACACAAAUGGAAGGUUUUUGAGUGAAAUGGAGAUUAUUGAUAACAUACUAUUACUUCUUUUUGCUGGCCAUGAUACUUCUAGAUCAGUGUUAUCAUCUGUCAUGAAGUAUCUUGGAAAUUUGCCUGAAGUUUAUGAACAAGUGUUGAAAGAACAACUUGAAAUUAGCCAAGGGAAAGAGGAAGGGGAGUUAUUGCAAUGGGAGGAUGUUCAAAAAAUGAAAUACUCAUGGAAUGUUGCAUCUGAAGUAAUGAGGCUGUCGCCGCCCGUCGGUGGCGCUUACCGAAAUGCUAUAAAGGAUGUCACCUAUACUGAUUAUAACAUCCCUAGUGGAUGGAAGUUGCAUUGGAAUGUUCACACAACACACAUGGAUCCAACACUGUUUCCAAAUCCUGAAAAAUUUGAUGCUACAAGAUUUGAAGGAGAAGGGCCAACACCUUAUUCAUAUGUUCCAUUUGGAGGAGGACCUCGAAUGUGUUUGGGACAAGAAUUUGCUCGGUUAGAGAUACUUGUGUUUAUGCAUAAUAUUGUGAAAUGUUUCAAGUGGAAUUUAGUUAAUCCUGAUGAGAAGUUCAAGUUUGAUCCUAUGCUAGAGCCUGAAAAAGGACUUCCAAUUCAACUUCAUCCUUCUCAUUACACAUCAUAAUACAUUGAUAAGAUGUUUAUUUUUGAAGUUUUCAUCUAAUAAUAAACUGUUACGUUUGAAUGUAAUUGCAUUUUGUACCUGCUUCGAUGAAGCUUCAAAGUAGUAAUAAAGGAAAAAGUGUAGACUUACCUGUAGAAAUGUAUAACCAAAUAUUGAAGUUCCAAAACCAAAACUACAUAAUAGUCCCACAUCGGAAGAGUUAGAGAAGCAUCAUAGUACAUGUCAGAUAUAAAAGGAGCAGUGAGCAAGUGUUUCAACUCAUACCUUUCUCGGCCUUUUGGCUAAGAUCAAGUGUAGUAUCUGUUCUUAUCAGUUUAAUAUCUGAUAUGUGAGCCAAUGGUUCACACGAUAUUAAAUUUAUUUUUUGAGGGGGAGAGUCCACCACAAUAGCUUGCUAUUGGGCCUCUCAAGUGUCGCUUUUGCGUUGCACUAUUGCAAUUGCCUGGCACACCCCA